Messenger RNA from Aureobasidium musti, 3270 nucleotides. The record is from the annotation of a GenBank genome assembly. NCBI's taxonomy places the organism in Eukaryota, Fungi, Ascomycota, Dothideomycetes, Dothideales, Saccotheciaceae.
AUGUUGAAGGCGCCAAUCAAGCAAACCGCCGGCGACACAAUCGCAACCCUGUCGUCGCGCCUGUCGUCGGCCACUCUCCUCGAAGACAGACGUGCUGCCAUCCUCGGCCUCCGCUCUUUCGCCAAACAAUAUCCCGCUUCGGUCGCCAGUGGUUCCCUCCGCGACUUGAUUGCUGUUCUCCGUACCGAUGGCCUUGGUCUGACAAAAGAUGGAGAGGGAGAUGUCGACACUGUGCGUCUGGUGCUCGAGACGCUUCUCAUGCUCUUCGAGCCCGACCGUGAGAGUCCCGAGGCCAGCGAGGACAUUGCCCUGUGGUUGGCCGAUGAGUUCAGUCAGCGUCAAGACAACAUCACCAUUCUACUAGACCUUCUCGACCAACCUGACUAUUACGCUCGCAUUUACUCUAUUCAACUCCUUACCGCCAUAUCGACCUCCAGACCUGAGAGAACUCAAGAGUGUAUCCUCCAAGCACCACUCGGAACUGCCAGACUGGUUGGUGUUCUAGAUGACGGAAGAGACGCUGUGCGAAAUGCUGCCCUGCUCCUGCUGGUCGAUCUGACCAAUGUCUCGCAAACAGAGCUGCAGAAGCUCAUUGCUUUCGAAGACGCUUUUCAACGCACUUUCAACCUCAUCCAGUCAGAGGGCGGUCUCUCAGAAGGUGGCAUAGUGGCCCAGGACUGUCUCUCCUUGCUUGCCAACCUCAUCCGUCACAGCCAUUCCAACCAGGCCUUGUUCCGCGAAUCCGGCUGUAUCCCACGCUUGCUCGAUUUGAUCAAGCAGGCUUCAACUCAGCCUGACGAUGAAAACGACUUCAGCCGUAGCAAUCGUGAGAAGAAUGCCUGGGGUCUGCUUGCUGUCUUACGCCUCUUCCUCGAGCGAGGUGAGCUGGGUACUAAGCAAAACCAAGAUGUCUUCUGGCGUAGCGGCGUGCUGCAGCUUGUCUUGACUCUGGCAUUCGAUGAGAGAGCCGCUCCUCACAUUCGCAUGAACGCCUUGAAGACGUGCGCUGAUGCCAUAAUCUUCAACGCUCCUUUACAGGAGGCUUUUGCUUCGUUCCAAGUACCUGUCACUGCACAAGCCCCUGCUCCUGUGAAUGGUGUCGCAGCCAAAGUUCAACCCAAAGUCAUGUAUGUUAUCGAGGCUUUGCUCAACCUCGUUCUUUCCGCCUCACCCUCUCGUACCCUUGACCUGCGGUCCGCCAGCUGUUCCCUCAUCAAGGCCUACUUCCAUGGUCACGAUCGAAUCAAGCUUCAUUUCCUUCAGCGAGCCAUUGCUGGAUAUACAGAGGGCGAGGAGGAGGACAUCAACAUUCUCAGCACACUUUUGAACGGCCCUCAGCUCGGUCCCGCCACUCCCGAUCCACCUCGCUUUGCUUUUGCUAGUGAUAUUACAUGCCAGCUUCUAUUCAACUUGCAAGAUGCCAAGUCUAUGCUCAUGAGCGUGUCUGAAGGCGAUGCUGACAAGGGUGAAGACGUUAUCACAGCCAUCCAAACUCUUUCUGGCCACCUUCUAUCAACCUUGCAAAACGACCUCGACCCUCAGAUUUCUAUCUCAUACCUGAACUUGCUCAUCACUUUCCUUUUCGACGACCCCGCAGCUGUUAACGACUGCCUAGCCGAAGGUUCUUCUCUCAUGGGUGUCUUGAUCGAUAACGCUCUUCUUACUGCAAAUUCACAAGUUGCUGCAGAUCCUAUCAAGUCUCUGUUACCUGGCCUGUCGGCUAUUUUGCUUGGAACGAUCUACGAGUUCAGUACCAAAGACAGCCCCAUCCCCCGACGAACACUGCAUCCUCUCUUGACCUCCAAACUUGGUCGACAAAAAUACUUCGACGCUCUGAUGCAGUUCCGUCAAAACCCCAUCAUUCGCGACUCGGAACUCCUUGCACCUGAGAUUGAGGGUGCUGCUAUCCUAUUUGGCGACGAGUUUGUUGACUGGUACAAGGAUGAGUACGGUCGUCUCAAGCGAGUAAUAGAUCGCGAGCCCGGCAUCGAGGUCGUCCGUCCUUCAGAUGUUGGCGUUGAUCGCGAUGUUCUGGAUGAUUUACGGGAGAAGAUCAAAGCUCGUGAUGAGAAACUACAACAAAUAGAGCAAGAUGACCUGGCCGCUAAGCAAAAGUCAGACCAGGCCGAAGCAGAGCACCGCCACCAAAUACAGAGUCUGCAAUCUUCGCAGCGAUCUAUGGAAGCCGAAGUUGAACGCGUCAAGCGUAUCAACGAAGCUCUGCAACGCGAUCAUGACGUUGAGCUCCAACGAGUAUCUGGUGAGCUACGCAGUCAACUUACACAAUUCCAACUCGAAAGCCGCAACAAUCUCCAAACACUUCGCGAUCAGCAUAAGCAGGAAUUGGAACGUUUGAAGGGACAACACGGUGCUACUCUAGCCAGCGAGCGCUCGCUAUGGGAAGACAAGGCCCGCAAGGCUACUGAACAAGCCACUCGCGACCAACGAGCCGCUGUCGACAAGGCUGCAGAAGAACAUCGUAAAACUACCGAGCAGACUGCAGAGGAGCAACGUAUUCGUACUGACCGAGUCGCUUCCGAGCACCGUAAAGCUCUUGAUGACCUCAACGCCACUAUUCAACAAAAGGACAAAACAAUCAAAGAGCACGAGGCUGCCAUCUCUGAUCAUGCCCGCAGCGAGAAGAUUCUCAAGCAAGAACAUUCCGCCACAACAGCUACCCUCGAAAAGCUUCCCAUGGCUCGCGUCAAAACACUCGAAGAAGAAGCCAAAGCCCUCACAACCAAGCUCCAAACCGUCACCUCGGAAAUCUCUUCCUUGCAAUCCGACAUCGAUGCCAAACAACAGAAAAUCUCCGAGCUUGAGCAAGAAGUCUCUGGCCUAAAGCUAGAACUGGAAGGAGAAAGAAAGGGAUACCAUGAUCUUGAAUCCGAACUCCACGAUCUCAAGACCGCACACAGUAACCUCCAAACCUCGAACAAAGACUUUGAAUCCCAAAUUUCCGAACUCAAAUCCAAGCCUGCUGCUCCCGACAACUCAGACAAGCUCAAAGCACUGGAGAAGGAAUUGGCAGACACAAAGAAGAAACUCGAUACCGCUUCUACCGACUCCAAGAAUAAAAAAACCUCCAACGACAACACUGCAAAACUGGAGAAACAGUUGGAGGCACAGAAGAAGGAGAUUGAAAAGGAGAAGGAAGAAGCCAACCAAGGGGUACAGAGAAAAGCUGAGGAAGCAUGGGAGGAGGUUAGUGAAGAUGAAGAUGAGGAUGAAGAUGAUGAAGAUGAGGACGAGGAUGAGGAAGAAGAGUAG